CGUAAACAAAAAGUGACAGUUGAUUCGUGAAGCGUUGUUUGAGCUGUCAAAAUUAUUAAAAUGCUCGUUUGCAGAUCAUUUUAACCAUGAAUUUUGACUUCAGAGAAUUCAAAUUAUGUCGAAUGAAAAUUUGACAGUUUCUUUUCAGUAGAUUUAUGUUAUGUUUACCACCAGAAAAAUGGAAUUUGAACAGGAAAUACUCUCCGAUCACACAACGAAGGAUGGGAGCACAAUUAUUAAAGAAUACGUUACUAUCGUACAAAACCUUAAACAGGAAUUGCAGAAUUGUAAAGUUGAACAGGCAGCUCUUCGAUCUGAACUUGCAAAUGUUCAGGAUGAGAAUAAAGCGGUUGCAAACACAACACGAGAUUUAUUUCUGGCAGUGCAAACAGAGGAUUAUGGCAAAGAGUCGAUAAAUACCAAAGAAAUGAUUACAAAUCUUCAAAAACGUAUCACAAUUAUUCAAAUGGAGAAAGAAUCUGUGGUUCAAUUAUGGCAGAUGUCUUUGAAGGCUAUAGAUUUACUGGAGGAAGAGUUGAAGGGAUUUCAUCGUGAUGGAAGAAGCACCAAAUUUUAUGAAGAGCAGAUGAAUGGUGUCAGAGAGACUUAUUCCGAUGCAAUUAAAGCCUUGGAAGCAAAACUUGUUCAGGCUCGAGAGAAUUUUAUUAAACAGCAAACACUUUGGGAAUCUAGUAAAGAUAAAAUCAAUGUACUAACUUCCGAAAAAGAUGACCUUACAAAGAAGUUCCUGGAUCUGCAGAAAAACGCUCAAGAAAAAGAUUUAAUGGCACAGAAACACAUAGACACUCUGGAAUCAGAGUUGAAUACAUCAAAAUCUGAAAUGGAAAAGGCGCGCAUAUCACAACUUCAGUUAGAGGCAAAGUUAAAAGAGAUGCAACAAUUUGUAGCAACUAUGAUGGCCAAGGAUACUGAAAAUAAAAGUAAGGUCUCAGAGGCUAUAGAAUUAGUUGAAUCUGCAGUCCAAGAAAAAGAACUGGCCUUACAGAGAGAAGCACGCGGUAUAGAUGAAAGAUUGGCACUAGAAAAUCGCUUGUCCAAAAUUGCAAAAGAGUACGAAAUUUCAUUAGAAACUGAAGUGUCAAAAGCAAAAGAAUCUUACGAACGAAACAUAAAAAAAUAUCUACUUGACAUGAAAGAACUGAAGGUAGAACUGCAACAGAAAUCUACCUUGCUUGACAGGGCGCAAAGGGAGUGCAGGCUGGUGGAAGAAGAACUGGAUAAAGUUCGACACGGAUCGGAUGAUUUUCUUCAUCAGUCAAAUUCGAAGUUUCUUGCAUUACAGCAGCAGCUUCAAGAUACAGAAUUCAAGUUACAAGUCAGUGAGGAUAAUAGCAGAAAAAAAUAUACGCUUAAAAUACAGCAACUUGAACAGCAUGUCACAGAACUGGAAGAAAAGCUAGUUGCUACAACCGACCAGUUAAAACGUAUACAAAAACAAAGUUCUAGAGAAAUAGAGGAACGAUUACAUGAGGCAGAUGAACGAACAAAAGAAGCUGUGGAACGUUAUGCCAAUCUUGAAAGAAGAUUGUCAAGAGCAAUUGAUGAAAAAGAGAGUCUGACUGUAGAGUUACGAUUGUUACAAGGGAAUUUUGAUAGAGAAACAAAAAGAAAGGAUCAGGAGAAAAGAUUUCUAGAAUGUCGGGUAAGAGAAUUACAAGAAGACGUUAGAACUGCAGCUAGUUCUAUGGAACAGACUGCUACACAUGCAGACAAACUCGCGGGUCAAAUCGUGAUUCUUGAACAGGAAUUAAAUACAAAAACUGGCAUGCAAAAAUUAGUUGCUGAUACAGAGUUCCGCUGCAAGAUAGAACUAGGACAGAAAAUUCAUAAUUUGAAGGAGAAGUAUGAAAGAAAAACCAAAGAAUUGACCGAACACGUGGAGACUCAUCAGAAGCUGGCCCACAAAUGGAAAGAAGAAGCUAAACGGCUCACCUCAAGUUUUCAAAAACGGCUGAAGGAACUCCGAACCAAGCUAGUUGCCCUGAGGAAAGAGAAUGAAGAAUUGAACAAGGAACUCCUAGCUUCUAGGCAGCAGCUUGCAGAAUUCAGAGAAAAAAUCAUUCACAGAUAUGACCAAGGUGAUACAAUGAGGUGACGGCGUUUACAUAACCCAUAUAGUCUAGUAGUGUUAAAUGAAGUGUGCCGAUUGAUACUUGUGAAUAGUGUAACAAUGCAAAAUCUUAUUUAUUUUACAUACAUACUGGAACUUUUUAAAAA
Molecule: messenger RNA, 2238 nt
Organism: Athalia rosae (coleseed sawfly)
Lineage: Eukaryota; Metazoa; Arthropoda; Insecta; Hymenoptera; Athaliidae
Product: sodium channel and clathrin linker 1-like
Exons: 6
Coding region: 161-2116 (651 amino acids)
Biological process (GO): cilium assembly; clustering of voltage-gated sodium channels
Cellular component (GO): centriole
Source: RefSeq, a predicted model, not a curated record